CAUGAUGUCACUGAAAGGAGUUUCAGUACAAGUCCAACACUCUGAGAACCAAGUCCAAAAAGUCUAAACAAACAUAAACCUACUCUUGCUCAUUUGAGUCAUUUCUCACUAAUAAUUCCUUAAAGCUUCAUCAAUUUUCCAGUUUUUAUUUCUAUUUCCUUUUAUAUUUAUUUUUGGUUAGCAACGGUCUCAACCCACGAUCCCCAGAAACAUCAACCACGUUCUCCAAUCUCUCUCUCAAUUUCCAAUUUUCUGCAAAAUUUUUAUACUUAAUUGAGAAGAAGAGAGAGAAAAUUGACCAAAAAAUAAAUAAUUUGAGAUGGAAACUCCAAAAAUUGAAGGCUAUCUUACUGGGAGCUACAGAGAAUCCUUUGCUUCUCAAAGACAUGUUUCUUACAGUUGCGGUGCAUGCGGUUAUGAGCUGAAUUUGAGCUCAUCCAACAGGAAUACUGCAACCAUUGGCUCAAAAUAUGGAAAAUCUAUAAAACGAGGGAUCAUUUCAUUUUUUCAAAUUGAUGAGAGCAGAUUUAUGAAGGUUGAUGAAAUCAGAUGUGUACCAUAUUUCAUAUCGAAAAAUUCUUGGGGUUUAUUUCGUAGAAGAACCAAGCUCCUUUGUCGCAAAUGUGGGAACAAUGUUGGUGAAGCUUAUGAUGAUAAAAAUUCCUCCUAUCCAAUUGUACCUGAUGGAUCAAAUACCAGUGAAAUUGGCACUCCGAGAAAAUUUGACAUAAGAAUCCGUGCAUUACAACCUUCAUCCACUGAUCAAGCUGGUACUCCACUGGUUCUUUGAUGUAGAGUGAGCAAGGUUCUGUUACGCACCAUUUGACUGCACACUGCCAACGGUCAUCAAAGGGCUUCAACGGUUCAAUUGCACAUAAUUAAGAGCACUUCUGUAUGGUGAAGUAAAACACCAGGUAUUUAUAUUAAGAAAUUAUGUUCUACAUUGUUAACUGUACAGUUCCUGAGUGAUAUAAAAGUAUUUAUGUUUGGAAAAGAACGAUGUUUAUGUUUAGAAGAGUAAAGCGAUGCUCUACCAUAUAUCAUUGCCUGUCAAACAAGAAAAUUGCACUUUCAAGUAUUUCCUUUUCCUGUAUUACAUGCCCUCAAAACAGUCAUCUAUCUGCACACCAUUACUCACUAAUAGAGGGGUAGUGGGCUCUUUAUGUGAGGCGACUGCCAUUAAAACGACUAAGGUGAAGAUCAUUUAUCAUAAUUUUUCAGUCCCCCUAAUAAAGUGUAAUGUAUUUAGAAGCUUAA
Molecule: messenger RNA, 1257 nt
Organism: Chenopodium quinoa (quinoa)
Lineage: Eukaryota; Viridiplantae; Streptophyta; Magnoliopsida; Caryophyllales; Amaranthaceae
Exons: 2
Coding region: 320-790 (156 amino acids)
Source: RefSeq, a predicted model, not a curated record